AUGAAGUCAAAUAAGGAGAAGCGAGUCACAAGAGUUCAACCUUACCAGGUUGCCCUCGUGCAGAAAUCUUUACUCGAAGGUCAAGGAAACACAGCACCACCACUUGAGUCCAAGUUGAAGCCAGGGCCUCUUCAGCCCGUCACUCGCUCAACAAAGAGGCCCACAGCGCCCUCACUUUUAGAUGCUCAUGAGAUGGCCACUAGACGCUCGCCACGCCUCCCAGCUCUUCAAGAAACUCAAGAAACAAGCAAACUAGAGAAUGACACCAGCCCGGACAUAAUUCAACGACACGAGUCUCCAUGGGACACUUUCGAGAAAGGUUACGAAUGUGAUCUAGCCGGCACUGUUGCGGAAAAGAGGUUAACGCGGUCAGUAGCACGCCUUGAGUGUUGUGUCGUCCGACAAGCAGAUAAAAUCCAAACCAGCGACCUGGCUCCCAUUUCAAAGAUAAUGAUGGAGCUGAUGCAGAAAUACGUCAAGGACGACGGGGCCGUCGGUAUUGACAAUCCUGAAUGCUGGAGAAUUUGCCCCGCUGCCAUCGAGUUCCUCUCCGCCACCACUUCGGCCAGCUCACUUGAGGAGUUGAAGAAAAGAACAAAGAGUUUCAAACAAUGGCAAGACAGCGAGAGAAAUCGCCUUCUCUGGAUCAGGGGUGAUCCUGGUAAAGGCAAGACGAUGCUCCUAUGUGGUGUCAUCGAAGAGUUGACGAGAUUGUAUGGGGAUAAUGCGAGCAUCUCGUUCUUUUUCUGUCAGGCUACCGACAUGCGGAUCAAUAGCGCUACGUCUGUCCUGAGGGGGUUGAUAUAUUUACUUGUCAAGAAUCAUCCAUCUCUUCUCCACCAUGUGCGAGCUCGGUACGACUAUGCAGGAAAGACCCUCUUUGAGGAUGCAAAUGCAUGGAAUGCACUGUCAACAAUCUUCAGGGAUAUUCUAAACGACCCGACACUGCAGAUGACUUAUUUGGUAAUUGAUGCCUUAGAUGAGUGCACCAAUGGGCUCCGUUUCCUUCUAGACUUAAUUGUCCAGGAAUCAUCAGUCAAUCCACAGAUAAAGUGGGUUGUUUCUAGCCGCAACUGGCCUGAAAUCACUGAGCGGCUUGACAUUGCUACCCAGCUAGCUCCGAUCUCAUUAGAGCUGAACGAGGCAUCUGUGUCUGAAGCAGUGAAUCAAUUUAUUCAGCAUAAAGUUCACGAAUUGGCAAAAGCGAAAAGGUAUAGCGAUAAAACUCGCGAUGGCGUUCAUUCCUACCUAUUAUCAAACUCGCAAGGUACCUUCCUCUGGGUGGCCUUGGUGUGUCAGAAUCUUGAAAAGAUACGAAUAAAUGUACUUAAGAAGCUAGAAUCAUUUCCUCCUGGAUUGGAGGCUCUAUAUGGUCGAAUGAUUGACCAGGUUCGCGAAUCUGAAGAUGCUGAGCUCUGUAAGGAGAUACUGGCAAUCAUGUCAACAGUCUUUCGGCCUAUUACGCUACACGAACUGACUUCUCUUAUUGAACUACCGGACGACGACUACGAUGAUCUUGUUUCCCUUGAAGAGAUUAUCGCAAUUUGUGGGUCUUUUUUAACGGUUCGGGAAGAAACUAUUGUGUUUGUUCAUCAGUCUGCAAAGGAAUUUUUACUUAAGGAAGCACUACAUGAGAUACUUCCUAGAGGUAUAGAGGCUGAACACAACAUGAUAUUUCUACGAUCUCUCGACGUUAUUUUCAAGACACUUCGACGUGAUAUCUGGAAUAUCAAAUUACCUGGACUCCACAUAAAGGAUAUCUGCAAACCUAGCCCAAAUCCACUAGCAGCGGUGGAAUACUCAUGUGUCUACUGGAUGGACCAUCUUGAAGCUAGCCUGGUUAAUGGAGCUUGUGAGCUGGGAGUUUAUGAGAGAGGUCGCGUGGAUACGUUUCUGCAGCAGAAAUUCCUCCACUGGCUCGAAGCCCUUAGUAUUUUGGGAAGUGUUUCUGAUGGCAUCCAAGCCAUGCAAAAGCUCGAGAUUUUGAUUGAGUCAGGAUCUGGGAUCCGGCUACCUGGCCAGAGCAUAUCAACCCUUGAGGGGCAUAGUGAUUCGGUCACGUCGAUUGCCUGGUCGCCAGAUGGAAGCCGACUCGCAUCAGCGUCUGAUGAUAAGACAGUCAGGAUCUGGGAUCUGGCUACCGGCCAGAUCAGGAUCUGGGAUCCGGCUACCGGCCAGAGUAUAUUAACCCUUAAGGGGCAUAGCGAUUGGGUUAGGUCGAUUGCCUGGUCGCUAGAUGGAAGCCGACUCGCAUCAGCGUCUCGUGAUAAGACAGUCAGGAUCUGGGAUCUAGCUACUGGCCAGAGUAUAUCAACUCUUGAGGGGCAUAGUCAUUCGGUCACCUCGAUUGCCUGGUCGCAAGAUGGAAGCCGACUCGCAUCAGCGUCUUAUGAUAAGACAGUUAGGAUCUGGGAUCCGGCUACCGGCCAGAGUAUAUCAACCCUUGAGGGGCAUAGUGGUUCGGUCACCUCGAUUGCCUGGUCGCCAGAUGGAAGCCAACUUGCAUCAGCGUCUUAUGAUAAGACAGUCAGGAUCUGGGAUCUGGCCACCGGCCAGAGCGUAUCAACUCUCGAGGGGCAUAGUGAUUCGGUCUACUCGAUCGCCUGGUCGCCAGAUGGAAGCCGACUUGCAUCAGCGUCUUAUGAUAAGACAGUCAGGAUCUGGGAUCCAACCACCGGCCAGAGCAUAUCAACCCUCGAGGGGCAUAGUGAUUCGGUCAACUCGAUUGCCUGGUCGCCAGAUGGAAGCCGACUCGCAUCAGCGUCAGAUGAUAAGACAGUUAGGAUCUGGGAUCCGACUACCGGCCAGAGUAUAUCAACCCUUAAGGGGCAUAGUGAUUUGGUCACGUCGAUUGCCUGGUCGCCAGAUGGAAGCCGACUUGCAUCAGGGUCUUAUGAUAAGACAGUCAGGAUCUGGGAUCCAACCACCGGCCAGAGCGUAUCAACCCUUGAGGGGCAUAGUGAUGCGGUCAACUCGAUUGCCUGGUCGCCAGAUGGAAGCCGACUCGCAUCAGGGUCGUCUGAUAAGACAGUUAGGAUCUGGGAUCCAGCUACCGGCCAGAGUGUAUCAACCCUUGAGGGGCAUAGUGAUUCGGUCAGCUCGAUUGCCUGGUCGCCAGAUGGAAGCCGACUCGCAUCAGCGUCUUUUGAUAAGACAGUCAGGAUCUGGGAUCUGACCACCGGCCAGAGCGUAUCAACCCUUGAGGGGCAUAGUGAUUCGGUCAGCUCGAUUGCCUGGUCGCCAGAUGGAAGCCGACUUGCAUCAGGGUCUUAUGAUAAGACAGUCAGGAUCUGGGAUCUAGCUACCGGCCAGAGCGUAUCAACUCUUGAGGGGCAUAGUGAUUCGGUCUACUCGAUUGCCUGGUCGCCAGAUGGAAGCCGACUUGCAUCAGGGUCGGAUGAUAACACAGUCCAGGAUCUGGGAUUCGACCACCAGUCAGACCGUAUCCAUCUCUCGCAGGCAGGUCGCUCGGCUCCAAUUUGA
This is a messenger RNA of Penicillium cinerascens, 3483 nucleotides long. RefSeq lists its product as uncharacterized. The transcript has 5 exons. Gene Ontology annotation, cellular component: kinetochore; nuclear envelope; microtubule associated complex. Gene Ontology annotation, molecular function: microtubule plus-end binding; dynein complex binding. Gene Ontology annotation, biological process: microtubule organizing center organization; establishment of mitotic spindle orientation; nuclear migration. The record is from RefSeq and is a predicted model, not a curated record. The coding region runs from base 1 to 3483 and encodes 1160 amino acids. Lineage: Eukaryota; Fungi; Ascomycota; Eurotiomycetes; Eurotiales; Aspergillaceae.